AUGGCACGCGCGCAGGCCGCCCUCCUCGCCGCGCUCUCGAUGGGGGCGUGCGCCACGCGCGUGCGUCUGCGCGGCCCGGCGGACGCCGUGGACCUCAAGGCGCUGAAGAGCCAGGUGCUCGGCUCGCGCGUCUUCGAGGACAAGGUGGCCCAGCUCUGCAAAGGCGCCGCGGAGGGCUGCGCGGAGAGGGCCUCGGACCAGCUCUUCUGCCAGCUGCUGAAGCGCUCCGGUUCUGCCGCUGCCGACGAGCAGUGCACCGGCGCCGCGGCGAUCGCAGGACCGCGGACGCCGCCCCCGCCACCUCGCUGCUCUCCACCGUGCCAGCGCCGGUGA
Molecule: messenger RNA, 333 nt
Organism: Prorocentrum cordatum
Lineage: Eukaryota; Dinophyceae; Prorocentrales; Prorocentraceae
Source: the annotation of a GenBank genome assembly